Messenger RNA from Porites lobata, 690 nucleotides. The record is from the annotation of a GenBank genome assembly. NCBI's taxonomy places the organism in Eukaryota, Metazoa, Cnidaria, Anthozoa, Scleractinia, Poritidae.
UGUGUCAAAGACCCCAGGUCCUCAGCCAAGCACAAACGAGUGCCAAAAAUCAGUACAGCAUCCAAAUAUGACCUACACGCAUGUUGAACUAGAAACAUCAACAACUGAGAUUUCAGAGAAACUGAAAAUUUAUGAAGAAAGGUUGCGGGCAAUUGAAGAAAUGCUGGUGUGCAGCAUUUGUUGGGAAGUGGUGCAACGGCCACAUACUCUGGUUUGUGGCCAUACCUAUUGUACACACUGCAUAUGGAAAUGGGAACAGCGUCAAAAACACGUUGGAAGAGAGCCAUGGUGCCCACAAUGUUUGAUAUGCUUUAAUUCAACCAGGCUGCUACUUGAUAAUUCAAGAGGGACUAAAAGUGAAGUGAAACCCUAUCCACAAAAUGUGAUGUUAGGACAAGUUACACAAGUUGUUUUUUCUGAUAAGCUCUCCACCAGUGAAGAACCAGGUGGAGAUUCCAGGUUCAAGGUAUUGGACGGAGAUCAGGCAGCCUCAUCCUCCAGUGGUGUCAUAGACGAUGAGAUCGAGGAAACUGAAAGUAUACUCGGGCCUUUGCUGGGUUCCAUUGUGUUUCUUUAUGUAUCUAUAUCAAUAUUUACAUAUAUGUUUUCCUCAUGGCAGCGGCCAGGGACUUCCCCCAGCAAGUAAGAAUGCGGUCCUUGGUUACUGAACUAAAUAAAAUAAUAAUACGC